Nasonia vitripennis (jewel wasp) is the source of this 573-nucleotide messenger RNA. RefSeq names its product PITH domain-containing protein 1. The record is from RefSeq and is a predicted model, not a curated record. The transcript is spliced from 6 exons. Bases 1 to 573 code for a protein of 190 amino acids. Gene Ontology annotation, cellular component: nucleus. NCBI's taxonomy places the organism in Eukaryota, Metazoa, Arthropoda, Insecta, Hymenoptera, Pteromalidae.
AUGGGGCAUCGGUGUCAGUGCGGCGAAGAACAUAACGCAGGAGAACUGGGAGUUCAAUACAAUCUUUUCGAGAAGAUUGACUUGCAGAAUGUAGAGUGUCUGAACGAGCUGGUGGAAGGAUCUGGAGCCAAGAUUUUCAAAUCGUGGGAGGAUCGCUUGGAUCAUACAAAGUUUGUGGAAAGCGAUGUGGAUGAGGAACUACUCUUCAAUAUCCCCUUUACCGGUGAUAUCAAGCUCAAAGGUCUGAUUAUUGUCGGAGGACCAGAUGAUUCUCAUCCAUCAGAAGUAAAACUCUAUAAAAACAGGGAGGGAAUGACAUUCGACGAAGCUGGAAGUGAACCUGAUCAGAAAUUUGAGUUGAUAAUGGACCAAUACGGUGUUCACGAGUAUCCAAUAAAAGUGGCCAAAUUUUCCUCAGUGCAUCAUCUCACACUGCACUUUACUGGUAACCGUGGAGCUGAGAGAACAAGGAUCGACUAUAUUGGCUUGAAAGGAGAGUGGACUCCUGGCCAUCGUCAUGGAGUCACUAUCUGCACAUACGAGGCUCUACCGCAACACAAAGAUCAUUGGUAA